Rhineura floridana is the source of this 3387-nucleotide messenger RNA. It is a transcript of the gene USF2, whose product is annotated as upstream transcription factor 2, c-fos interacting. The record is from RefSeq and is a predicted model, not a curated record. The coding region runs from base 736 to 1755 and encodes 339 amino acids. Gene Ontology annotation, molecular function: DNA-binding transcription factor activity, RNA polymerase II-specific; RNA polymerase II cis-regulatory region sequence-specific DNA binding; protein dimerization activity. Lineage: Eukaryota; Metazoa; Chordata; Lepidosauria; Squamata; Rhineuridae. Gene Ontology annotation, biological process: regulation of transcription by RNA polymerase II. The transcript has 11 exons.
UGGGGACCACAAGAGGCGCGGGGGGGGGGAAAUCUUGAGUACUCGAUCGCGGAUAGAUCUCUUCCCCCGCUUCGUCGGGACUCGCAGCAGCCCCGUCCUUGCAAGAUUCCCUCGCUCUCCCACCUCCCCUUGUUGCAAGGUUCUAAAACAACAAAGAACGCUCCCCCGCCCGCCCAGGCUGCCGCAGCGUUCGAGCAAAGCCCGCAACGUUCCGUCCGCCGCGGCCGCUUGUUUGCAACGUUCCAUUCCUCCCCUCCUCCGCCGCCACCUCCUCCCUCUUCCCCCGCCCCGCAUCGUCGCAACGUUCUAUCCCCUCCCCCUCCACUCUCUCUGGAUUGUUGCAACGUUCCAUCCGCUGCUUGCUCGCCGACGUUCCAAAGCAGGCCGCGGGCGUUCGAUCGGCAACAGCGGGGCUUUCUCGGGUUUCAGUCCGCAUCCUCCGGCUCCCACGCUCUCCCGUCUCUUCCCCCUCACGUGUCCCGGGCUCCCAGCUGGGGAAGGAGGGGAGGGAGAGAGAAUCGCUCGCUCGCUUUCCUCCUCACAUGACCCGAGUGUUUGUCCCCGUGAUCAGCGCCUCGGCUCCCGUGUCUCCUCCGCGUCCCCUCUACCUCCAUCCGGCGUGAGAUUUAAACUUCAUCCCUUCCUCCUCUCCCACCCCUUUCCCCCUGGUGCUGCGGGGGCCUCUCCCCCCCUCUCCCUUCCCCCCUCCCUCUCCCCCCCUUCCCCUCUCCCCCCAUGGACAUGCUGGAUCCCGGCCUGGACACAGCCACCGCCUCCGCUGCAUCCAGCCACGAGAAAGGUCAAGAAGGUGAAGAGGGAGUCGAGCUGCAGGAAGGAGACGGCACAAAUGCGGACGAGCAGACUGCAGUGGCGAUCGCCAGUGUCCAGCAAGCAGCAUUUACAGACCAUAAUAUACAGUACCAGUUCCGCACAGAGAACAAUGGAGGACAGGUGACAUAUAGAGUCGUUCAGGUGACGGACAGUCAGCUGGAUGGACAGACAGAUGCGACGGGGGCAGUCAGUGUGGUCUCAACAGCGGCUUUUACCGGCGGCCAGCAAGCUGUUGCUCAGGCUGUGAUCCAGAACCCCUUCAGCAAUGGCGGAAGCCCAGCCACGGAUGCCGUCAGCGGGGAGGCCCGGUUUGCGUACUUCCCUGCCUCCACAGUGGGGGAUGCCACAGCGGUGUCAGUGCAGACAACAGAUCAGUCGCUGACACAAGCUGGAGGCCAGUUCUAUGUGAUGAUGACCCCGCAAGACGUGUUGCAGACAGGAACUCAACGCACCAUCGCCCCUCGCACCCACCCUUAUUCCCCGAAAAUGGACGGGACACGGACGCCGCGGGACGAGAGGAGGAGAGCCCAGCACAAUGAAGUUGAACGGAGGAGGCGAGACAAGAUCAAUAACUGGAUCGUCCAGCUAUCAAAAAUCAUUCCAGACUGCAAUACAGACAACAGCAAGACGGGGGCGGGAGAAGGAUGGCAUUCACAUUUGACAGGAGAAAACCUCAGUUGUCGUGAAAAGAAUGAGAUACACAAAAGCAAAGGGGGCAUCCUCUCCAAGGCCUGUGACUAUAUCCGUGAACUGCGGCAGACAAACCAGCGCAUGCAAGAGACCUUCAAAGAAGCUGAGAGGCUACAGAUGGAUAAUGACUUGUUACGGCAGCAGAUUGAGGAGCUGAAGAAUGAAAACGCCCUUCUCAGAGCACAGCUGCAGCAACACGGGAUUGAGAUUGUGGGGGACACCCCAGGGCAGUAAAAAAAAACCCCACACACGUUUUGCCACUGCCUCUUUACACGGGAUCUCAACCUCCAGUUCUUCUCGUCCUUUUGUAUAGAACCACCCUCCCCUGAAUGAACCUUGCCUCGUUUCCCCUCCUGUGGGGAAUAAUAGAGGGGAGGGAUAAAUUGGGAGCGGGGACGAGGUGAAAGAGCCUGAUCAGGUGGCCGGUUAGCCAUGCCAGCCUUUGCUACUGCUACAAAAGGGCCCCUCAGCCUCCCCACAGUUCCCCUCCCCACUUCCUUUCCUUUCCUUAGGCUAUAUGAAGAUGAAACAGGCGAAACCUGGAUUUUUUAUAGUAGAUUUUUAACACAAGUUAGCUGACUUCCCCUUCUUUUCCUCUUCCCUCAGCCCCCUUUUCCUCCUCUGCUAGAUCUCUGGGGUGGGGGCAUUCCCCUCCCCUGAGCGUGGUUGUUCAAAAGCUAUUGGAUUCAGUCUGCUUUUUCUUUUGACAGUUGUGCAUCUCUGAAUCUCACGAUGAACCAUGUUGAUGAGCCAGUCGUUUUGGUUUGGCCCUGAAAAGCGGGAAGGAGGAGGAGGGAUUUGGUUUCUCAGGUUUGGCCCCCACGGUUUGGACACAGUCUGCAGGUUAGGUGGCCCCUGCUUUUGGAGACAUCCUGAAACGAAUGCUACUUGUGCAAAAGCACGCAUUGCGCUUACCUGCGUGCUCAUGCACCUUCAUUUUACCGUGGGCAAAGUUCAGCAGUGGUUAGCUGGGAUUCAACUUGCAGUCAGAGCAACAGAACAUUGGUUGGAUUGUGCCUUGUGUCAAGAAUGGGGAGAUUGCAGUUCAGUGUUGCCUCUUAACCACAUCUGUCCUCUUAACUCUCAUACCACUAAAAAAAAAAAAUGACAAUAAUUAAGGCAGAGUGGCUGACAGCCCUAAUUCUUACUACUGUCUCCUUCCCUCCCUCCCUUUCUUUUGUUGUCUUUCUUGUAAGUAAUCUUUUAUUUUAUUAGUUUCCAAGCGCGUUUGUAUAGAGGUACGGUGUUUGUAUGAUAGCUGUAACCCAGGCAGUUAGGAAAAGGUUUUUUUUAGUGGUGGAUCGAAUUGACAACAGGGUUGCUUUUGUGUGUGUUUUUGAUAUUAUAUAAUUUUUUAAUUAAACUUCAGCAGUGUUUUAGGAUUUCAGGUUAAAAAGAUAAUCAGGAGAUGAAUUUUUUUUAAAAAAGAAGUAAUCUCCUAUAUUUUGGGUUCGCCCCCCCAUUCCCUGCUUCUAUACAGAUUUUUUGUUAAGAAAAGAAGAUAAAUGGUUCCUAAAAUUAUAAAAUAAUAUUAUUGUAAUAGCAAGUUCCCUAGGUUUGAUUUUUGUUUUUAUAUCUAUAUAUACCAGCCCUGUUGAAAAAAAAAAUAAUGCUCUAGAUUAAUCACAAUUGAAUUUGUGGAAAUCUUUGUACCCAAAUAUCAGUCUUGCUCUGAACCCUCCCCCCCCCAAUAAAUGUGAGGAGGGGAGAGGUUAAAUCAAGGGAAAACGCAAAUGAUAUAUCAAACAAGAAAAAAGAAAGAAAUGAGUUGGCUUGCAGGGUUUGAUUGUUGGAAAGUAGAAAGAAAUUCUGUUUAUAUAUAAAAGGAAAGAAAAACCUGCACAGAAAUAAUAUUGUUUCAAAUCA